UGUUUUUAACCCUAAAUUCUAAACUUUAAACUUCAUUUUAAAAAAAGAAAAAUGGCCAAAUUCUUUAACCUUUUUUUGGUUUUAGCUGUCGUUUUAGCUUUUGCAGCAGCCAUUCAAGCUCAGCGUUGUGGUCCCAACCAGGAAUUCUACCCAUGCGGGUCUGCCUGUCCUCCUAAAUGUGGUGAAUCUGGCAUGAAAGCAUGCGCUAUGCGAUGUGUUGUUGGUUGUCAGUGCAAGCAAGGUUACUUGCUUAACUCAAAUAACGAGUGCGUUCCUCCAGAAGAGUGCUAAUUAAUUUGAUUUUUAUUGAAGGCAUGAUUUUAAUAAAAUGAUUUGAAAAAAAUUAUUAA
Molecule: messenger RNA, 350 nt
Organism: Lucilia cuprina (Australian sheep blowfly)
Lineage: Eukaryota; Metazoa; Arthropoda; Insecta; Diptera; Calliphoridae
Product: chymotrypsin inhibitor-like
Exons: 2
Coding region: 52-291 (79 amino acids)
Source: RefSeq, a predicted model, not a curated record